This is a messenger RNA of Stomoxys calcitrans (stable fly), 518 nucleotides long. RefSeq names its product sarcocystatin-A. Gene Ontology annotation, molecular function: cysteine-type endopeptidase inhibitor activity. The transcript is spliced from 2 exons. The record is from RefSeq and is a predicted model, not a curated record. Bases 77 to 433 code for a protein of 118 amino acids. NCBI's taxonomy places the organism in Eukaryota, Metazoa, Arthropoda, Insecta, Diptera, Muscidae.
AGCCCUGUAGUCACUGAUAACAGCCAUCAGUUGUCACUCGACUGGGGGAGAAAAAAGACCAUUCGUUCUUCGAAAAAUGAUGAAACUCAUUGUUAUUGUACUUCUGGCCACUUUGGCCAUAGCUAAUGCUGUAGGCGAUACUCAUUGCCCAGGAUGUGUAACUAAUUUGAAAACGGAGGAUGCCGCCGCUUCAUUAAAUAAAUCUUUAAAUAAAUUGGCCACUGGUGAUGGACCUCACUACAGACUGGGUAAAGUCAAUUCUGCCUCCAAACAAGUGAUCCGUGGUCUUCAAUAUAGAAUCAAUGCCGAUUUGAUUGAUGAGAAUGGUCAGACCAAAACCUGUGAUAUUAAUAUGGUUUUCUUCCAAGGCGUAGAGAUUACCUUCAAAUGCCCCGGAGAAGAUGAUGUUACGAAAACUCAUGAACCAGUGUAAUGAUUGAAUUUAAAUUGAAAGAGAAAGUUGAAUAAAUCGGAAGAUACAAAUUUAGUUUGGAAACUAAAAAAAAUGGUGUUUAAGA